ACUCCGAGAAACCCCCUCUGUUCUCUCCGGCUGUCUUCUUCCUCUCUCUCUCUCUCUCUCUCUCUCUUUAGCUCACUUUUCUUUCAGUAACGUUUGAAUUUCUUUCGUAGAUUCUUCCGAUCUUUCAGCAGUCCUAAAUAAUCGCUUGCAUUUUACUCUGAUUCAAAAACCCGAUCUAGAUUCUUCGUCGUGAAAUGUCAUUUUUCCAUCCGAUUCCGAGUGAGUGAAAAGAUGAACAUAUUUCGACUCGCCGAGCUGAGUUCCCGAGAUCGAUUACCUUCCAAAGUUCCCAGUUCUCGCCAAGGAAAGAAACAGAGUCAGAAAAAACUCAAGUCUCCAAGAUCAUCAUCAUCUUCUGAGUUUAUUUCUUGCCAUUGUGAAGCUCCAAGUGAAAACAAGUUGCAUCAAGAUUCUGCUCAUCAAUUACCGAUGAGAAGUUUGUUAGCACAAGAAAUGUCGAAGCAGAAAGAAACUAAAAGGAGAUCACCUAGCAUUAUAGCGAGGUUGAUGGGUCUCGAUGUCUUGCCAUCGCCUCAGAGUUCUUCUCUUAGGCAACACAAGUCUAUGGAGAAUCAGCAAGGCAAGAGUGGUGGGUGUGAAUCUCUUAGAAGGAGCUCAAUGGGUGAGCAAAAGUUUAAAGAUGUUUUCGAAGUUUUGGAUGCAAAGAAGGCAGAGAGCAAUAGAAACUUACAUCAGCAGGGGAAGGUGAACACUGCUAAUCUUACACAAGCAGAGAUGGCUUUUAUAAGGCAGAAGUUCAUGGAGGCUAAGCGGUUAUCAACUGAUGAGAAGCUUCGUCAUUCUAAAGAGUUCAAUGAUGCGCUUGAGUCUCUAGACUCUAACAAAGACCUCCUACUCAAGUUUCUUCAGCAACCAGAUUCAUUGUUCACUAAACAUGUGCAUGAUCUUCAAAGCACACCUCACAAGCCACAUUACAGUCAAGCACCAUCUCUGAAAUGUGCUAGCCAUUCUCAGAAAGCUGAUAGGGACUCGUUAAGGAAGAGUCAUAGGUCACCGCAUCGGCAUGGUGGUGGUGGCGAUGGUUGUCCUAGCCAUUCUCAUUCUAGGCAUGUUUCUUAUGAGACACUUGAGUUGCAGUCAACCAAGAUUGUUGUUCUGAAACCUAACCUCGGUGGUAGAGCUUUUGCAUCGCCAAGCUCUUCUUCUGAUGAGUUCAGAGCAGAUCGUAGUCUUCUUCCAUGCACCAUCAAUCAUGGCAGGCAGAAAAGUAAAGAAGACAUCCGCCUCUCAAGACAGAACUCAGGAGAAUUCUCCAAAACAAUGUCUAGGCAAAGGAAGGCGAGCUUUGAGGCUUCAGGAUUCAGAGGAUAUGCAGGGGACGAAAGCUCAUCAGGGAGUGAUUCCGCAAGUGAAUCAGAGCUAGUUCCAGUAACUUCAAGAACAAGAACUUCCUUUAACCGUAAGAGCCACCACCAUCGAUCUUUGCCUUCUAAGUCAACAACAUCAUCUGUGAGUAGAGAAGCCAAGAGGAGACUGUCAGAGAGAUGGAAGCUGACACACAAGUACGAGCAAGAGAUAGAAAUUAGCAGAAGCGGCACAUUAGCUGAGAUGCUUGCAACUUCGGAUAAGGAAGCAAGGCCAGCAAGUUUUAAUGGACUCAUUUUCGAAGAGGGGAUUAGUAAAAGAGUUGAGAGCAAUGCUCAGUUAUCUGAACUGCCAGAACCGGUUGGGAUCAGCAGUAGAGAUGGUUGGAAAGGAUCACGCUCAAGAAGUUAUUCAAAAUCCAAAACCAUCAUGAACCAAGAAAGCACUGGUGGUUACACUAUAGUGCUGCCAAAGGAGUUGAUCACUCGAGAUGGAUUAGUGAUGGGGAGCUCUUCUCAUCACUCUUUCUUGUCAAGCAAAUCUUCUAGACAUGGUAGUAAUAAAUCUCGUUCAUCAUACAAUAGUUUCAGUUUCUCAGUAGAUGCAAAUUCAGACACUGAGGUUAGUUCAGCUUCUGAUGAUAUCAAGACGGCUGUGUCCUCUGAAGCUCCUGAUUUGUCAACUGUCACUUCGUUAACUGAUCCUGAUAUCUCAAGGAUGCCAACUGAGACUGUAAACCAUUCUCCGGUUCCUGAACCACAGCCUCGUGAAAGCUCAAAGGAAGGAGAUCAACCAAGUCCAGUUUCAGUUCUAGAAGCUUCUUUUGACGAUGAUGAUGGUUCAUCGAGUUCUGAAUGCUUUGAGAGUGUUAGCGCCGAUCUCAAAGGACUCAGGAUGCAACUACAGCUCCUCAAACUAGAGUCAGCUGCUUACAAUGAAGCUAGCAUGCUUGUUUCAACUGAUGAAGACACAGAUCAGGAGUCAUCAACAAUAACUAAUGAGACUUUGACCAGCCAGGAGGUCAGAGAAGAAGACUGGAAGUCAUUGUACUUAGUUGAUCUCCUAGCCAACUCCAGGUUAAGUGACUCAGACCAUAGCACUGUCAUGGAAACACCUGUAGAUCCAUCCUUGUUUCAGGAUCUCGAGAAGAAGUACUCAAGCUUGAAAACAUCAACCCGGAUAGACAGAAGGUUUCUCUUUGAUCAGAUUAGCGGAGAGCUUGUACAGAUAUUAAAGCAGUUCUCAGAUCCACACCCUUGGGUUAAACCAAAAAGGGUCUGUUCGAAAUGGGAUGCAAACAAGAUACAAGAGACUCUGCGCGAUUUGGUGACAAGAAAAGAAGAGAAACCAAGCAAAGAUGAUGUGGAGGAAAAGGAGUUGGAGUGGCUGAGGUUGGAAGAUGACAUUGAAAUCAUAGGUAGAGAUAUUGAGGAAAUGCUGACGGAUGAACUCAUAGCAGAGCUUGUGGUAGAUGCAAUCUUCUAGAAUGUUAAAUAUUAUCUCUAUUUUACGUGUAGUUUUAAACAAAAACUGAACAAGUGCAAUAUGUAAUGCCAGUUUCAUCAUAUGAGGUAGUGAAUAAACAAGCAUGAGUUCCUGAAAA
This is a messenger RNA of Brassica rapa (field mustard), 2929 nucleotides long. RefSeq lists its product as uncharacterized. NCBI's taxonomy places the organism in Eukaryota, Viridiplantae, Streptophyta, Magnoliopsida, Brassicales, Brassicaceae. The record is from RefSeq and is a predicted model, not a curated record.